UAUUGAGAUAUCUCGGAAAUUCUGAUCAUCAUUUCUGAAGAAAAUGGUUUAGUUUUGAUUCUACAAAUGGUAGAAAGUAUGAGUAUAGACCUAAUAAAUAAUUAAUUGUAAACUUGCCUAGCAAUAUUAAAAUGAAAGCUGAGCGUCCAGUACUCCAUGUUUCCUCACAAAACAAUCCUAUCUAGAAACAGAAAUAAAAAUACAAAAUGGCUGCAGGAUACAGAAGAGUUGUCGCCUCAGAAUAUCGAAGAAAAUCUAAAAGUUUUGAAAAUUUCACGGAUAUAAAACGCAUAUUGGACCAGGAGGAAGAUAAAUGUCUGCUGUGUAAAGAUCAUCUGGAGAUGAAACCUCGACCUCGAGGCCAACUCUUCCUUGACGCAUCAGAGCAAUCGGAGGACGAGGAGCCAGAUUAUGGUACAGCAGCUGUUACUCGUGAUACAUCAAUCGAAGACGACCCUGGAGAAAAUCCUAUGAAUAAAUAUUUUGAUUCUCUAUAUUCAGGAUAUGAUUCUCCUAAACAUCAGAUUAUAGAAGAUAAAAAUAAUUCGUCAAUAGAGGAAUCAGUCCUAAUACAGAUGCCAGAGGAAACUUCAAACAUAAAUAACAAGAAAAUGUCUAAAAACUGGAGAAAUAAGCAAAUGUCUGUUGAAUCUCAGGCCUCUAUGGACGAUGCAAUCAGACGAAUAUUGAAGCGAGAAAACAUUGCUCGAUUUAAAAUUAGAAAGGAAAGGAAGAUUAUGGAAAGAUGGAACAAUUACUACACACUUCUAGCAGUUAUUGUCAUGAUAUGUCUUUCUUUAACAAUUGUUGGCAUCAAGAUUUUGCUGAGUGAAAAACCUAAAUGGGAUUAUAGUAAACCUUCUAAACCUACUGGACAAUGGAUGAUGGAUUGGAAUAUAGAUAUCCCUGGUGCUCCUUCUAAACCUAGACAUGUCCCAGUUCAUUGGGAGAGCAUCUAUAAUCUGGACUAUUGGAUCUAUCAUAGAAAUAAUAGAAAAACAUAGAACCUUAGAACCAUAGGCUUUAUACCAUAGAACCAUAGAUCAUAGAACCAUAGAACAAUAUUUUUUAUACCAUAGAAUACUAGAUCAUAGAACCCUAGAACCAUAUUCUUUAUGCCAUAGAAUCACAGAUCAUGGAACCC
Messenger RNA from Eurytemora carolleeae, 1144 nucleotides. RefSeq lists its product as uncharacterized. The transcript is spliced from 9 exons. Lineage: Eukaryota; Metazoa; Arthropoda; Copepoda; Calanoida; Temoridae. The record is from RefSeq and is a predicted model, not a curated record. Bases 207 to 1004 code for a protein of 265 amino acids.